Messenger RNA from Rhopalosiphum maidis (corn leaf aphid), 1655 nucleotides. RefSeq names its product regulator of nonsense transcripts 3A-like. Gene Ontology annotation, molecular function: mRNA binding. Bases 200 to 1552 code for a protein of 450 amino acids. Gene Ontology annotation, biological process: nuclear-transcribed mRNA catabolic process, nonsense-mediated decay; positive regulation of translation. Gene Ontology annotation, cellular component: cytoplasm; nucleolus. Lineage: Eukaryota; Metazoa; Arthropoda; Insecta; Hemiptera; Aphididae. The transcript has 6 exons. The record is from RefSeq and is a predicted model, not a curated record.
UGUCAAAUAGGUACUAAUAUCAACUGUUAUUAUAAUUGUUAAUUGUUAUACUAUGUAUAUUGUAUUUGUUUAAUACACAACAGUUUAUAUACUUUGUAUUAAAUUACAUCAAUCAUACUACUAUAGUACGUUGUAAGUGUAUAGUAUAACGUUAUUUUUUCAGUAUUUCUUUAUUGAAAGAAAUGAUCAAAAUUGAAAAAUGAUAAAAGAAAACACUGAAGUUAUAAAACCUCCUGAAAAAGUUGAUGACUUUUUGUUGUCACUGUUUAAAGCAUUGGACAGGCAGAAAUCUAAAGAUGAACGUAAAACAGUUGAAAAAAAAAUAGUUGUUCGGAGGUUGCCUCCAACUAUGACUGAAGAAAGAUUUCUUAAUGAAGUUUCUCCUUUGCCUGAAUUCAAUUACAUAUAUUUUAUACCUGGCGAUCCAAAUGCAGUACCAUUCCAUCAUUCAAGGGUAUAUAUCAAUUUUCUUAAAGAAGAUGAUAUGUAUAUGUUUACUGACAAAUUUGAUGGCUACGUAUUUGUUGAUGACACUGGUGACGAGUAUCCAGCUACUGUUGAACUAGCACCUUACCAAAGAAUACCAAAAAAAAAAUUAGAUAAAGAUGCGAAUUGGGGUAAGAUACAUGAGAACCCAGUGUUCUUAGAGUUUAAACGUAAUUUUGAACAGAAGACUAUUGACACUACAUUAAAAACCACACAACACUUUUUUGAAUCUGUUGAAGAUAAAUCUCAAGAACAAGAUUUGAGUACACCACUACUUGAAUUUUUAGCAAAGCAGAGCGAUAGGCAACGUGUCCGAGUUAAUCAAAGAGAUGAACGUCGUAAAAAAGUAUUCAUCAGAAAACAGGAAAAAGAAGAAGUUUGGAGAAAUAAAAAAGUGGAAAAAGAAAUUUUCAUUAAACCCAAACCCAUUGCAAAAAGUAACAUAAUCAGUAAACGAGUAAUUGAUGAAAAACCAGUGAAAGACACAAGCCAAAAAAAAAUUAUUAAAAGUCAUAAAGAUGAUACAGCAUUGAAUGUUGAAAAAAUUAAACACUGUGAUGAAAGUCAUAAAGUUAAGAUUGAAGACACAACUAGAGUUGAUGAUGUUAAAAAAAUAGAAUUUAAAAUUAAAACGGCCAAGCUGAAUAGUCCAACCAAAUGUUUUGAUAAUAAUUUAAAAGAAGAUAUUACUUCUAAACCUGAAAAAAUUAAUGUGGAUAUGUCGAAAGAAGCUAAAGAAGAUAAUGAUAUAAAAAAGAAAUCGGAAACAUUGAAACCGGCACAUUCAGAAAACAAAACUAGUGUAUCGUCAAAAUAUAAUAAAUGGCAUGAUGAUAAGGAAAUAGUUGAAACAGGUGAAACUGAAAACUAUAAAAAGCAUCGAUCUGAUACGGACAAAAGGUUUGCUUAUAAUAAACGAAUAGAUAAUCGCCGUCAAGAAUCCAAGACUGAUCGUCGCAUUAGGAAUAAAGAUCGCCCAGCUAUUGAAAUUUAUAGACCAGGAAUGGGUAGACUUAGUAAGUUGAAAGCUGAGAAUGAUAAUAUUGAAUCAGAAGCUCAAAAGUAAUAAUUCAAAUUAAAAUUAUACUUAACAGAAUAUCACAUAUUCUUCUUGUAUUUGAUUUUUAAGCUGUUUCUCUAUAAUUUUCAUGCGUCUAAAUUUUGUAACA